UCCAGGAGGAUGGUCUGGUUUCCCGUUUCGAUAGCGGCGCUGGCGCUGCUUUGCCUGGCCAGUAGAGGAGCAGUAGGAGGCAGUCGAGGAGUCUACCCCAGCGAAGGAGGAGGCUACGAGGAGAUGGAGGAUCAGGAGCAAGAGCAAGAGCAGCCGGACCGCAGUACUUCCAAGAUGCUCAGCGCUCUUUUCGGAUUCGGCCAGAGCACGCCACAUCCCACAGAGACUUCGGUGGCCAUGCCCCACCAGCUGCAGCUGCCGGUGAUGUACUACAACGAUUUCUACGAGGAUCUGCUGGCCACCAAGCGCAACGACGUCCACUCUGCCGGAUGCGAUUGCAAAGUUACGAACGAACUCCUCGACCUGGGCAACCUUCACUUUCCGCGCUAUCUGAUGAACGCCGUGUGCGAGUCUCGUCCCGCCCAGGGCGCCAAGUGCACACACGGCUCCAACUGCAGGCCUCUCGAGUACAAGGUGAAGGUGCUGGCCCAAGGCUCGGUGCCCGAUCGUGCUGCCUCCUGGCUGAACAAGGAAAUGACAGCGGCCCAGUUGUGGCAGUUUAAGACGGUCACCGUCACCGCCGGUUGCUUCUGUGCCAAGUAAAUGACGGGCUGUAGAUGUGAAAUAGUCGUAUAUUAAUUA
Messenger RNA from Drosophila persimilis, 642 nucleotides. RefSeq lists its product as uncharacterized. Bases 10 to 603 code for a protein of 197 amino acids. Lineage: Eukaryota; Metazoa; Arthropoda; Insecta; Diptera; Drosophilidae. The transcript has 3 exons. Gene Ontology annotation, molecular function: prothoracicotrophic hormone activity. The record is from RefSeq and is a predicted model, not a curated record.